AAUCAACAAUGGCGACCAUCGGAGGCAUGUGCGUCAGAACUGUCAUAUCGAUUUCAAGAAGUUUAAGACAAAAUAAUUAUCAAAGAGUAACAUGGAAUAGACUACAGAGUGGCCAGUACUGUACCACAAACUCAGAUGCAAAGGGAGACAAAUCAGAAAAAUCCGAAAACACAAGUGAUGAAUCACAGAAAGUCAUAGAGAAUUUAACAGCAGAAGGUGAAAAGCUGAAAACACAAGCAAAUGAUUUCAAGGGUGAGAGCUGGUGGUACAAAAUGUCAGGAGCAGGAAAAAAACUGUUCCAACGUUUUAGAGAAGAUGACAAUUGGAAGGACAAAUACAUGAGGGCUCUUGCAGAGACCGAGAAUGUUAGACAGCGUAUGUCAAAGCAAGUCACUGACACUAAACUUUUCGGAAUUCAAGGAUUCUGCAAAGAUCUUUUGGAAGUGGCUGACAUCUUACAACAGGCAACACAAAGCAUACCAGAGGAAGAAUUGAAGAAGAAUAAGCAUCUGGAAGACCUGUUUAAUGGAUUGGUGAUGACAGAGGCACAACUUCAAAAAGUAUUCCUGAAGCAUGGACUUGAACAAAUUAUUCCCCAGAAAGGGGAGAAGUUUGAUCCCCACCUCCAUGAGGCAUUGUUUCAAGUUCCAGCAGAAGACCCUAAAAUGGCCUCCAGUGUUGCCACUCUUGAAAAAUUAGGAUAUAAACUGCAUGAGAGAACCUUGCGCCCAGCACUUGUCGGAGUGUUUAAGUCUUGAUACUAAGGGACCAACUUCAUUGCAACAUCAUCUUUGUGUUGCCUGCAACACAUGGCAGAUAUAGGGAUUGCUUAAUCUGUUUUCUGUCUUAAUCAAGUCAUACAAUGUAGCAGAAAAUUACUGUAUUACAGAUUUUUAACACCUAUUAAAAAUUCUUCACUGCAAGGUGCUCAAGGUAAAAAUGCUACCACAUCUAUUUCUUUCUCUUUUUUGAGGGAAAUUUAUGAUGCAUUUAAACCAUGCCUGUAGUGGCAUAUUGUUUUUAAAAUGAAAGUUAUGUCAUUCUUUCUGAAAUAAAGAGGAUAAAACUAAAUUGCUGGCCAUAAACAUAUACCGGGUAUGUAUAAUAACAAACUGUCCUGAUGAUAAAGCUUUUGCAGGUGACAUCCUUUCAUACAUGUGAGUUGUGCAUACAUUUCAUCUGGUCAUUUCUUCAUAAAUAGUCUACAUUGUGUUCCUGUUGAGGAAAAACAAAGAUGAUUGUUUUCUGUGACUGGACUGACCCAUUUGAAUAAUCCCUUUAUGAUAAUAAUUUUUUUAAAUUAAAGUUGAUAUAUAAAGAGAAGGGUUAAAUCAAAAUGAUGAUAAUAUAUAUAAUUAGCCUACUUACCAAAUCUGCAAACCAUGUUACGGAAAACAAACAUUUUUUUGAAUUGCAUGAUAGGAAGUUGAAACCUAUUUUCUUGUGAUAAAUGGAACAAUUAGGUGUAUGUUAAUCUAAUUUGACACGAUUUGAGGCCUGUGAUUAUGUUCUGAAAAUAAAAUGAUUUCUGUAUGCUUAACAAA
Molecule: messenger RNA, 1544 nt
Organism: Saccostrea echinata
Lineage: Eukaryota; Metazoa; Mollusca; Bivalvia; Ostreida; Ostreidae
Product: grpE protein homolog 1, mitochondrial-like
Exons: 4
Coding region: 9-758 (249 amino acids)
Biological process (GO): protein import into mitochondrial matrix; protein folding
Cellular component (GO): PAM complex, Tim23 associated import motor
Molecular function (GO): protein-folding chaperone binding; protein homodimerization activity; adenyl-nucleotide exchange factor activity
Source: RefSeq, a predicted model, not a curated record